Messenger RNA from Lindgomyces ingoldianus, 660 nucleotides. RefSeq lists its product as uncharacterized. The transcript has 6 exons. Lineage: Eukaryota; Fungi; Ascomycota; Dothideomycetes; Pleosporales; Lindgomycetaceae. Bases 1 to 660 code for a protein of 219 amino acids. The record is from RefSeq and is a predicted model, not a curated record.
AUGUCCGGAGCAGAGGGUAGAGGUCAUUUGAGAGGAAAGGUCACGGAUGCAAGUCUCGUGCAUGAGGGUGGAAGGAAUGUGCUUCUAGAGCUGUUGCUCAAGCCCAACUUCAGCAGCAGACUCUUGCUCCAGAUGGUCCAGGCAAUGCACAUAGCUAGUGCCCUUAGCCAAGUCUCCACGUUGGCUAGAAGUGAGAGAGGUCUCAACCGUGGAAUGGACACCCCGGUUUCCCAUUGGCGUAGAACUUUAAGACAUGAAAUACAAUGGCCUGGUACAGACUGGAGAACCCUUGAAGUCGAGGGAAUCGGGCCAGUGCUCAGCGCGACCCCCAAUCCCCUUUGGUAUCAGUUUAAGCUGGGCGGGCAAGCGGUGGAUCCCCCGCAGCCCGGUCCCAAAGGUUACCACGACAGCCAAAGUUUGGGGAUUUCUCCCGUCAUGGCGGUUCCAUUGCUGUCGGGUACUGACGAUAAAAGUGAGGCAUUGAUGGAUAGUUCAUUACCUAGACCGGAGAGAUGGCCUGACCACGGAUGCUUUUGUGACAUAUGUGGAAUGCGGCUGGAGUCGCGAAUGUUCGACCACUGGAAUGCUUCAACUUUCUUUCACUGCAGUAACAGCCCUGACACGCUCGCCCACACCGAGCUCAAGAUAAAGAACAGCUAG